UUCCUAUCCAGACUGCAGCGGUUCCUGCCCCGUUUCCUACAGCAGCCACUUUAUGUGCUGCUUUUUCUUAGGGCCGUUGCAGCACUUGGAGCUGCCUGCUCCUAAUGGCUCUGAACCAGCUGAGGCUGAUCUCAUCCCCACAGCCUGGCUGCCAUAGGCUGGUUGCUGUCUGAAGUGGGCAAGUAGCAGAGCUCUGUGUAGGGUAAUUUCUUGUAAGUCGCAGAAAAUCAAAGGAGCAGCGCUGCUGUGACUAAGAGACUGGCCUGGGGCCUCCUGGCUGUUAGUGCAGGACUUCAAAUCAAAGACGCAGCCAUGAAAGAUCCCAGUCGCAGCAGUACUAGCCCAAGCAUCAUCAGUGAAGAUGUGAUCAUAAAUGGUCACUCUCAUGAAGAUGACAAUCCCUUUGCGGAGUACAUGUGGAUGGAAAACGAAGAGGAGUUUAACAGGCAGAUUGAAGAGGAGUUGUGGGAAGAAGAAUUUAUUGAGCGCUGUUUCCAAGAGAUGCUGGAAGAAGAGGAGGAGCACGAAUGGUUUAUUCCUGCCCGUGAUCUCCCACAAACAAUGGAUCAAAUCCAGGACCAGUUCAAUGACCUUGUUAUCAGUGACAGCUCAUCACUGGAGGAUCUGGUGGUCAAGAGUAAUCUGAAUCCAAACGCAAAGGAGUUUGUUCCUGGGGUGAAGUACUUAAAUAUUUGAGUAGACUGGGCCCUCUUUUGGUGGAUGUAGCACAAUUUCCACACUGUGAAGCCAGUAUUAGAAGAUUUAAUUGUAAAAGCUCUCUCUUCUUGUCACUGUGUUACACUUAUGCAUUGCCAAAGUUUUGUUAGUCUUGCAUGCUCAAUAAAAAGUGCUGAGACUGUUACUAAGUAAAUCUGUCAAAAGUUUAAUGGAACCAUAAUUGGGCCCUGGCUCUCUGCAAAGGAGACGGUGAGGUAGGAAGCACCAGUCAAGUUGAGAUGAAGUACCACAUUUAUAAACCUUCUGCAGACUCUGUCUUUUUAAGUAGGGCUUGGAAUUUGCUUUGGAUGGUCUGUUUUUAACUAAGAUGUGUUAACCGGUGCUAGUUUGCACCUGAUAAUGCCUUAACUUUAAAAUGAAAGCAAGGUUAUCUGAUUGUUAUGCAGAUUAGCUAACUUUCCUUUGAAUUAUCAGUAUUGUUACUAAUGUUACAUUUUCCCCUUAAAAAAUAUAUAUAUAUCCAUGCUUCUUUUGAGCAGCCUGAGCUGCUACAGGAGUCGUACAGACCUGCACAGAGUCGUAGAUCUCAGCUACUGAUCUGACAUCCCAGCGGUGGGAAGGAAGGGAUUCCCUGUGCUCGCAGUGUGUUAUCAUGUUAGCAGCCUUUCACUUCUGAAUUAUGUUACAGGACAUGUGAGUUUCAUCACAGUUUCUUCCAAGAGCCCACAUACGGACAUAGCGGUGUCUGCGUAUCUUUUAGCGUACAACUUUAUUAUAGCUGGAUUUAACCAAGCAAACCCUAGCAUUAGUGAUUUGAGUGGUGCUUUUCCCUUGCUUUGUUUAAUCAUCACUACACGAUAGUCUACAGCACAACGACUUUUUGUUUUGUUUCAUUUUUUUUUUCUUUUAAUAAAGCUAGAACAGUUUUGGCUUCUUAAACUUCAUACCUGGGUAGGUUAAGCUGCCAUACGUGUUCAGUGUGAAUAGUGUUUAAGUUGAAAAUAUUGUAAAAAAAUUAUAUUUUUUCAAAAAUAUUUAAAAAAAUAAAUAAUAGUAGAAAUGA
This is a messenger RNA of Coturnix japonica (Japanese quail), 1741 nucleotides long. It is a transcript of the gene PAIP2, whose product is annotated as poly(A) binding protein interacting protein 2. The record is from RefSeq and is a predicted model, not a curated record. Gene Ontology annotation, cellular component: cytoplasm. NCBI's taxonomy places the organism in Eukaryota, Metazoa, Chordata, Aves, Galliformes, Phasianidae. Gene Ontology annotation, molecular function: mRNA regulatory element binding translation repressor activity. Gene Ontology annotation, biological process: negative regulation of translational initiation.